This is a messenger RNA of Aquila chrysaetos chrysaetos, 4174 nucleotides long. RefSeq names its product rhomboid 5 homolog 2 (gene RHBDF2). The coding region runs from base 158 to 2650 and encodes 830 amino acids. Gene Ontology annotation, biological process: regulation of protein secretion; regulation of epidermal growth factor receptor signaling pathway. Lineage: Eukaryota; Metazoa; Chordata; Aves; Accipitriformes; Accipitridae. Gene Ontology annotation, molecular function: serine-type endopeptidase activity. Gene Ontology annotation, cellular component: endoplasmic reticulum membrane. The record is from RefSeq and is a predicted model, not a curated record. The transcript has 18 exons.
GUGAGGCAGGAGGAGUUCAGCCGUGCUCCAGGUCUCCCAUGCGUGAAGAACGGAGGAGAACGAGGAAGAGGAGGGUUGCUGUGGGUGUUUGCCAUUGAGGAGUGCUGCGUGGGAUCCCUGCCACUCUUAUGAGCCUGCCAACUGCCACCGGCCCGAGAUGUCAGCCGGCGACAAGAACGGGGGCAGCCGCUCCAGCAGCAGCCGCCUGCAGAGCAAGAAGCCCCCCAACCUCUCCAUCAUCAUCCCCCCCCGGGAGGCAGAGGAGGAUGGUGCCCGCAAGGAGCCCUCCAAGGUCCCCAUCUACCGAAAGAGCAAGAGCCUGCAGGAGCCCCGCUCGAAGGGAUGCGACGGCUCGGAGCGCCGGCCCGGCUUCCGCCGGCAGACUUCCCUGUCCCAGAGCAUCCGCAAGGGCACGGCGCAAUGGUUUGGCGUCAGCAGCGACUGGGAGGGGAAGCGGCAGCAGUGGCAACGCAAGAGCUUGCAGCACUGCAGCAUGAGAUACGGCAAGCUGAAGCCUGCCUACCGGGACAUGGAGCUGCCCAGCCAGGAGGUGCCCUCCUUCCAAGGCACCGAGUCACCCAAGCCUGCCAAGAUGCCCAAGAUUGUGGACCCGCUGGCCAGGGGCCGUCCCUUCCGCCAUCCCGACGAGACCGAACGCCCACACACACCCCACCACGUCCUGCCCCCGCUCACCCCCGGCGUCGUCUCCUUGGCGUCCUUCAACAGCAUCCGCUCCGGCUACGGCCGCCUGCCACGCAGGAAGAGGGAGUCCGUUGCCCACAUGAGCUUCAAGGCGGCCGCAGCCCUUCUCCGUGGACGCUCUGCCCUGGAGCCGCUGGCUCCCAAGCAGAGGAGCAACAAGAGGAGCUUUGUGUACCCCAGCUUCAUGGACGAGGACAUGGUGGACGCUGCUGAUACCCUGGACUCGUCCUUCUUCAGUAAGAUGGACAUGCACGACGAGACGUACUCCAUGCCCGAUGAUGUCUUUGAGUCACCGCCUCUAUCGGCCACGUAUUUACGCAUGCACCCGGUGGGGGAGGAUGCCAGGGUGUCCCCCGAGGUGGAGCAGCCCACCCCGCAGGAGGGUGUCCGGCUCGCUUCGGCCUCUGCUGGCGCCGGCCCGGCUCCCCGGCGAGGCAGGCGCAUCGCUUCCAAAGUGAAGCACUUCGCCUUCGAUCGCAAGAAACGGUACUAUGGGCUGGGGGUGGUGGGGAAGUGGCUGAACAGGACGUACCGCCGCAGCCUGAGCAGCAUCGUGCAGUCGCAGCUGGAGAUCACCGACAGCCAUCGGCCAUAUUUCACGUACUGGAUCACCUUUGUCCACAUCCUCAUCACCUUGCUGGUCAUCGGCACCUACGGCAUCGCCCCCAUCGGCUUCACUCAGCACGUGACGACAGAGUUAGUGCUGAGGAACAAGGGCGUCUACGAGAGCGUCAAGUACAUCCAGCAGGAAAACUUCUGGAUCGGGCCCAGUUCGAUCGACCUGAUCCACCUGGGAGCCAAGUUCUCCCCCUGCAUCCGGAAGGAUCGGCAGGUGGAGCAGCUCAUCCAGCGCGAGCGGGACCGGGAACGUGGCUCCGGCUGCUGCGUCCAGAACGACAACUCGGGUUGCAUCCAGACCCUGCCGCAGGACUGUUCGGAGACGCUGGCGACGUUCAUCAAGUGGCCGGGCACCAACGCGCCGGCCAUGGGCUCGGGUAAGAAGCGGACGUCGGGGGCCGUGUGUCAUCAGGACCCCAGGACAUGCGAGGAACCGGCAUCCAACCCACCCCAUGUGUGGCCAGACGACAUCACCAAGUGGCCGAUCUGCACCUACGAGACCAAAACCAACCACACGGGCUUUGCCCACAUGGACUGCCAGAUCAAGGGCAGGCCCUGCUGCAUCGGCACCAAGGGCAGCUGCGAGAUCACGACGCGGGAGUACUGCGAGUUCAUGCACGGCUACUUCCACGAGGAGGCAACGCUCUGCUCGCAGGUGCACUGCCUGGACGAGGUGUGCGGCCUCCUGCCCUUCCUCAACCCAGAGGUCCCCGACCAGUUGUACCGCCUGUGGCUGUCCCUGUUCCUGCACGCCGGCAUCAUCCACUGCCUGGUGUCGGUGACUUUCCAGAUGACGGUGCUGAGGGACCUGGAGAAGCUGGCGGGCUGGCAUCGCAUCUCCAUCAUUUUCAUCCUCAGCGGCAUCACGGGCAAUCUGGCCAGUGCCAUCUUCCUGCCGUACAGGGCGGAGGUGGGCCCUGCCGGGUCCCAGUUCGGCUUGCUGGCCUGCCUCUUCGUGGAGCUCUUCCAGAGCUGGCAAGUCCUGGAGAAACCCUGGAAAGCCUUCCUCAACCUCUUCGGCAUCGUCCUCUUCCUCUUCAUCUGUGGCCUUUUGCCAUGGAUCGAUAACAUCGCUCACCUCUUCGGCUUCCUCAGCGGCCUCCUCCUCUCCUUCGCCUUCCUGCCCUACAUCACCUUCGGCACGGUGGACAAGUACCGCAAGCGAGCCAUGAUCAUCGUCUCCUUGCUGGUCUUCGUGGGGCUCUUUGCCUCGCUGGUGGUCUGGCUCUACGUCUACCCCGUGAACUGGCGCUGGGUGGAGUAUCUCACCUGCCUGCCCUUCACCAGCAAGUUCUGCGAGAAGUAUGAGCUGGAGCAGGUCCUGCACUGACCCCGCCGGCAGGGACGGGGCUGGGAGAGGUGCUGGUGGUGAUGCUUUCCAUGGGGUGGGUCUUCACCAGCCUGUGGGAGAUGGCAGCGGCUGCUCCGGGUUGGGGCAGACCCUGGGCACAGCUUCAUCCUUGGGGCUGGUGGGUUUGGGCUCACCCCUGUUAAAUGCUGGGGAUGCAGUGGAGAGUGGGGCUGGAGCCACUCUGCCUUGCACCCCUUUGGGGCUGCCUCUUGGCGCUGAAAAGCCAUAACUGGUUUGGGGACCGACCCCGGCUGUUGCCUGUGUGGGGAAAGGGCCGAGGGAAGUGGGAUUUUGCUGCGUCCACAGCCAGGCUGGGCUCCCAGCCCUGGGGCAAGGGGCCUCGAAAGCUCCUGGGAACGAAGCUACCGAGGUCUCCUGCCAGUGCCCCUGCCUGCCUUGGGACCCCAUCCUGCCUCGGUGCCCCCAGGUGCUGCAGCUCAUACUGUGAACACAACCCCCUUUUUUGCAGGGGCACUUUUUUUUUUAUCCGCAGCUCUUUAGGCUGAGGGUUUCCCCCACUUUGGGCUCCCCAGAGCCUCUGCUGUGGCUCUGAGGUGUUCAGAGCUGAGCUUUGAAGGUGUUUUUCAGUCCCACUCUCAAAUCUGAUGCUCCCCUGAGGCCACGGAAGGAGGCUUGUGCUUCCCCACUUGGGUUCCUCACUGGAUGAAGAGGCAGGACUCAGGCUAGGGGAGCUUCUUUUCCCCUUAUUUCAGUGAAAUUCCCUUUUUGGAAGCAGAAGCGGCACAUACUGCGUUUGUAGUGCCAUGCUGGGAGGCAGGCAUGGAGAAAAACACCCUGGGGGGCUUGCGUGGCUGCUCCUGAAGCCCACAGACCCCUUGGGAAGCUGUCAGCGGUCCCACCUUUCCCUUCUCCCUCAAGUCCCUGCUGUUACCCCUCUCCCUUUUUCAAAUCGUAGAGACCCAGGUAACUUCCCCCCCCUGCCUCAAACGGUGCUGGACAGAUGGAGAAGCGUCGGAUGGGUAGUUGCCAUCCCCCUUCCCUGCCCGAGGCUGCACAUCCCUGCCUGCCCCCAGCCCUGGGCUCCUGCUCCCCAGCAUCUCCUCCUCCCUCCCACCGGCCGCAGCACGAAGGCAGGUCCUUCCCGGGGUCCGGGUGACUCCUCUGGGCUGGUUUGGACCCAGGCUGGUGCCGGGCUGUCUCUCCCCUUGUAGGUGUUGCUUUGGUGUUGGUGGGUCUCAGCGCUGUUAAAUGGGGGAAGGUGUGAAUCCCCCAGCUGGGAUGUCCUGGGACGAGUAUUCAAGGGCUGGGAGCUCGGCUCCCUCUGUCCACAUCUGCUCUCCAGGUGACCCAGGAGAUCUGUGGCACUGCGUCCCUCCCUGUGUCCCUCCUUCCACCAUGGCCAGUUUUCAGCCCCUCUCUGACCCUCUGGUGCUGCUCCAGCCAAAGACAGACACUUCACCUCAUUUGUCUCUUUUUGAUACUUUUUUUAAAAGCUGUGGGUUUUUUUCCCUCUUAAUAAAUUUCUACCUGUAUUUAAUGAGA